GCCGGGGUCUGUUUCACAGCCGUCCUCUCCCCUCUUCGUCCCGCCCGUCAUCAUGCCCUCCAACCUCUUCAACCUCAAGAAACAGCUCACGUUCUAUGGCGCCUACCACGCCAACCCGGUCAACAUAACCAUCCACGAAGUAUGCGUCCCGGUCCUCCUCUGGACGUUUCAAGUGCUCGCGAGCGCCCUUCCAGUGCCCGACUCCUUCCCGUCCAUCCACCUGACGUUCAACGAGUAUCUCGCGUUCGAUCUUAACUGGUCUGCUAUCCACGCCGCGCUGUACAUUGCGUACUACUUCCUCCUCGAGCCCACCGCCGCCGCGUUGUACGCCCCGCAGAUGGCGCUCUCCGUCUUAACGGCGACUGCUUUCGCCCACACGCCCGACGCCCUCAAGUACGCCGCGCUCAUGCACGUCGGCUCGUGGAUCGCCCAGUUUGCGGGCCACUUUGGGCCGGAAGGUCGGGCGCCGGCGCUCCUUGACAACUUAAUCGGAGCUGUGGUGUUGGCCCCCUUCUUCGUCCAUCUCGAGGUGUUGUUCGCACUCGGAUACAGGCCCGAGCUUCACAACGAGCUCAAGAAAAGUAUCGACUCGGAAAUCGAGAAGGUCAAAAAAGCUGAGAAGGCCGCCGGCAAGGAGCAGUGA
Molecule: messenger RNA, 643 nt
Organism: Fomitopsis serialis
Lineage: Eukaryota; Fungi; Basidiomycota; Agaricomycetes; Polyporales; Fomitopsidaceae
Exons: 5
Coding region: 53-643 (196 amino acids)
Biological process (GO): sphingoid catabolic process
Cellular component (GO): endoplasmic reticulum
Source: RefSeq, a predicted model, not a curated record